Dictyostelium discoideum AX4 is the source of this 411-nucleotide messenger RNA. RefSeq lists its product as hypothetical. Bases 1 to 411 code for a protein of 136 amino acids. The record is from RefSeq and is a predicted model, not a curated record. The transcript has a single exon. NCBI's taxonomy places the organism in Eukaryota, Evosea, Eumycetozoa, Dictyosteliales, Dictyosteliaceae.
AUGGUUUCAAUUGAUUUUAAUUCUAGUAUAGUUCAAAAUAAUCAAAAUAAUUUCUCAUAUCCAGCCACUGGAAAUGAUACAAUUUCAACGACAAUCUCUUUAGAAAAACCUUCUGAUAAUAUAAAUUAUGCAAAUGAAGAAUUACCAUUUAGAGAUCCUUCUGUAAAUAUUAAUAAUAAUAAUAAUUCUAGAAAUAAUUAUAGAAAUAAUAACAACUCAAAUGUAUAUAGAAAUAACAACACCACCACCACCACAACAACAACUACAACUAGUAGUAAUUCACGACAUUCAGUUAGCAAUCAAGGUGUAAAUGGAGGAUUAUCAAGAAGAACUAAAUUUAGGAUCAUUUCAACAAUUAUAUCUUUAGUUAUUUGUAUUGUAGUUUUAGUUAUUUAUUUUGGAAAAAAUUAA